AUGGCCACAGUUGGAAAACCAUACAGCUCUCAAUUGCCUGCAUUAAGACAAAAUCAUUCCCUAACCUCAAAACUAAAACCACCCGCCCGCUUUACCAAACCUACCACGACUAAUACACUUGCGUCUACUAGAACCGUCGCAAGACAGGCGAAAACUGAAUAUAAUGAGCAACCACCCGUUAGACAAGUGACGCCGACAAGCACGCCUACAAAGUCCCCUCCUCCCGCAUCCACGCCGACGUCAUCCAAGCCUACCAUUACCACCACCAGUAGUCGACUAGUUCGACCAAAAAUCACCCGGAACAUAUCACCAAUUAGUCCGUCUGGAGCAAACUCGGACCAGGAAUCUGUAUCUUCUUCUAGCACCCAAUCUAGAAGUACCAGCACCUCCAAAACUAGCUAUUCAAACGUAAAAUCUCGUGUCGGUUCACUCGACAACAUCAAACAUGUACCAAAAACUAGCGGAAAGAAGGUUUAUUCAGAAAAGCCGGACUAUUCUACUGUGAAAUCACGUAUUGGUUCGUUGAACAAUGUAAAGCAUAAUCCAAAGGGAGGUGAUAAGAAGAUAGUUGACGCCAAGAUCGAUUAUUCGAAUGUCUCCUCUAGAAUUGGUUCGUUAAAGAAUAUCAAUCAUGUGCCAAAGGGUGGUGGGAAGAAGAUAGUCGACGUCAAGAUCGAUUAUUCAAACGUAUCGUCGAGAAUUGGUUCCUUAAAUAAUAUCAAUCAUGUGCCAAAGGGUGGUGAUAAAAAACUAGUAUCGACCAAGCUCGAUUAUUCGAACGUCUCUGCUAGAAUUGGUUCAUUAAAGAAUAUUAAACAUACGCCAAAGGGAGGUGAUAAGAAGAUAGUGGACGCCAAGAUCGAUUUCUCAAACGUAUCAUCAAGAAUCGGUUCAUUUGAUUACAUUGAUCAUGUUCCGCAGGGCGGUGAUAAAGCCAUAUUUCACGAUCGCGUCAAGUUUAAGAACGUUCAAUCACGUGUAGGAAGUUUGGAUAACAUCAGCCACGCGCCGACUGGCGGAGAUGUAAGAAUAUUCAGCGAAAAGCUAUCCUUCCGCGAAUAUGCUGCUCCACGCAUCGACACCGGCUGUAAUUCGACGUCAACUGCAUCAAUCUCACUCAGCGAAUGUUCAUCCCGUCUCGAUGCCGAGAGUCCGAUUUCGCCGCUCGCCCUCGACGACGAUAACACCGAUGCUUCUCCUCCUUUCCAACUCGAUUCCUCGUCCGAAUCCUCCUCUCGUGACGGAGAACUCUUCACUCCGCCUCCGUUGAAGGUCGCUCUUUCCCCGAUCGUUGAGGCUGUCUCGGCUGAGGAUGAAGAUCCCAUCUCGGAAGACGAAGUAGGACAAUUAUCCGAGACCGAAUUAAGUUUCGAGGUCAACAUCACGCGCAAGUCUUUACUGUUGGCAGAAGAAAGAAAACUGAUAAAAGUGAAAGAGCAGGAAGAAGAAGCGGAAACGGAACAUGUCGAACCACUGUUUGUCCCAGAGCUGGAGCAGGCAGUUGAGGAGUCUCCUAGUAGUGAAGUAGCUCGGGAGAUGAGUUUUGAGGAGAAGCAGGAUUAUCUGGGAUCUUGGAUAUGA
This is a messenger RNA of Paraglomus occultum, 1581 nucleotides long. NCBI's taxonomy places the organism in Eukaryota, Fungi, Glomeromycota, Glomeromycetes, Paraglomerales, Paraglomeraceae. The record is from the annotation of a GenBank genome assembly.